UUCCGAUUUCCAUCUUCCCGCGAUCACACGUCUCGGGCGUCGAGAACGAAACGUAAAAAAAAAACAACAAAAAAAAAAUGUACCAGUGACAGUGCGCUAAAGAACAGACCGGAUGGCGGGAAAGAAUUUCAAAAUUCGAAGAAGACGCGCCAAUAUGGCUUCCUACGUUUUGAGUUUGGUUUUUUUCGUGUGCUUCUAUAACGUGUCCGCUGAUGAUAAUGACGUUUUGACUCUAAACGACUUCGAUAGUGAUGUGGUCGAAGACAGAAGGAGACCGGUUAACGAACAGGAAAAGGAUAUUUUGUUGUUAGACGCUUUGGCGAGAAGGAAGGGCAGCUAUCACGGUCAUUACGGGAACUCUCAGGAGGACGAUUCCAUUAUGGAUCUCUUAGGAAAGAUGAUCCCGCAAACCUGCAAGCAUCGCGGCGCGAGAUACCCGUGCGGGCUGAGCAUAUCCUGCGUGCUCGGAGGCGGGAAGCCGCUGGACCUGUGCUCCGGCGGGAUGAUCUGGGCGUGCUGCGUCGAUCGAGACACAACCGAACGACCCACGGAAACAGCACCGGUCGUGCACAACGCCAGUGACCUCAUAGAACUAAUCGGUUCAUUCCCACACGAGAACUACGAUUACCACACAAACACGAACCAAUUCGACGAACAACCGGUUGUAGUUUAUCCGGAACAAGACCGCCCGAAGCCGACGAGGCCGAAACCGGUCACGAAACCGGACUGGCACACACACUAUUUUCACGUUAAGCCGUCUUACAACGAGGUCACCACUUCGAAGCCCUUCUACACACCAACACACAACGGUGAUGAUGAUUAUGUGCAAGUUUACACGAACGGCAACCAGCCGGGUUCGAGUCAACCGGGUUGCGGAGAGCAUUUCACCCGUUCGAACCGUAUCGUUGGGGGUCAUUCCACCGGCUUCGGCUCCCAUCCGUGGCAGGCUGCCCUGAUCAAGUCAGGUUUUCUGAGCAAGAAGCUGGCCUGCGGUGGAGCCUUGAUAUCUGAUCGAUGGGUGGUGACGGCCGCCCACUGCGUUGCUACAACUCCAAACUCUCAGCUAAGAGUUCGUCUCGGCGAGUGGGACGUUCGUGAUGCCGGCGAGAGGUACUCCCACGAGGAGUUCUCGGUGCAGAGGAAGGAGGUGCACCCGUCUUACGAGCCAGCAGACUUCAGGAACGACGUCGCCUUAGUGCAGCUAGACCGAGGAGUUGUCUUCAAACAGCAUAUUCUGCCGGUGUGCCUGCCACAAAAGCAGAUGAAGCUCGCCGGUAAGAUGGCGACAGUGGCGGGCUGGGGCAGGACCAGACACGGCCAGAGCACCGUGCCUUCUGUUCUACAGGAGGUGGAUGUGGAGGUGAUACCCAACGAGCGUUGCCAGCGCUGGUUCCGCGCGGCCGGCCGCCGGGAGACCAUCCACGACGUGUUCCUGUGCGCCGGGUACAAGGAGGGAGGCCGAGACUCCUGUCAGGGCGACAGCGGGGGGCCGCUGACUAUGAAGUACGAGGGGCGAAGCACCCUCAUCGGCCUCGUGUCCUGGGGCAUCGGCUGCGGCCGGGAGCACCUGCCCGGAGUCUACACUAACAUACAGAAAUUCGUUCCCUGGAUCGAUAAACUCAUCAAUACGUAGCUCAAUCUAACGUUAACUGGUUAGUGGGGCCAAUGGACAUCAUUACACAGACUCCAUCAGCGGCUGUCCUACCCUUCGACCGAGGUUCUUCACAUCAGAUAGUGAGAUAUGUGGGUCCCCAUGCGGUCCACUGGCAGCUCCUUAUUUGAUCUCAAGAUUCAAACCAGCCACUAACUACAACUUAUACAGACUGUAGUCAAGAAAACCAUUUAAUUUUUCUUAAUGAAAUAGUUAA
Molecule: messenger RNA, 1868 nt
Organism: Bombyx mandarina (wild silkworm)
Lineage: Eukaryota; Metazoa; Arthropoda; Insecta; Lepidoptera; Bombycidae
Product: serine proteinase stubble
Biological process (GO): proteolysis
Molecular function (GO): serine-type endopeptidase activity
Source: RefSeq, a predicted model, not a curated record